This is a messenger RNA of Scedosporium apiospermum, 831 nucleotides long. RefSeq lists its product as uncharacterized. Gene Ontology annotation, cellular component: cytoplasm. The record is from RefSeq and is a predicted model, not a curated record. Gene Ontology annotation, molecular function: oxidoreductase activity, acting on the CH-OH group of donors, NAD or NADP as acceptor. NCBI's taxonomy places the organism in Eukaryota, Fungi, Ascomycota, Sordariomycetes, Microascales, Microascaceae. The transcript has 3 exons. Bases 1 to 831 code for a protein of 276 amino acids.
AUGACAUCCUCGCAAGUCCAGAAGUCGGUCAUCGUUACCGGAGGCGCGAGUGGCAUCGGCCUCGCGAUGACCCGGUAUUUCGCAUCUCAAGGUCAUAGAGUUUCCGUUUUCGACAUCAACGACAAAACAGGGCCCGGCAUCGUCGCCGAAGUCGCCGCCGAACACCCCAAGGCCGCAUUGUCCUUCAAGAGGUGUGACGUCUCAUCCUGGGAUGAGCAGGCCGCCGUCUUCAAGCAGGUGUACCAAGAACACGGUCGGAUUGAUGUUGUCAUGGCCAACGCCGGCAUCUCGGAGCAAGGCCAGAGCAGCAUCGCGAAAGUAGAGGACGAUGAGCCCGUUAAGCCGGCCACAAAGUCCAUUGAAGUGAACUUCCUCGGCGUCAUCUACUCUGUAAAACUGGCCCUCCACUACAUGCACAAGAACAAGGACGACGGUUCGCCUUCCAGAGGGUUGGUGAUCGCGACUGCAUCGAAUGCGGGCGUGUACCCCUUCCCGAUUGCCCCGCUGUAUGCUGCCUCCAAGGCGGGCGUCAUCAACCUUGUUCGGUCGCUGGGACCUGUUUUGGAAAAGUCAAAGAUUCAAAUAAAUGCUCUCGCGCCAGCUGUGCUUGAAACAAACAUUGCGCCGAGCCCUGAUUUAUUCAAACCCAUGAUCAUUACACCAAUGUCGACUCUAACUAAGGGUGUUGCCCAGUUUGUCGAGGAUCCUUCCCGAACUGGGCAAGUCGUCGAGAUUCAUGGGGAGAGUGUAACGCUCAGACAGCCUCCGGAGUUUGUUGAUGAAGAUAGCCGGAAGAACCUUGAAACAUUUUGGAAUCUGGGGUAUGCAUAG